AAAAAAACUCUGUCUAUCCGUUAUUUUGUUCACGCCUAAACCGCUGAACAGAUCUCGAUUAAAUUAGGCAAGGAGAUAGGUUGCAUCCCAAGGAAGGACAUAGGCUAUAUUGUAUUUCGAUGAAAAUAAGGUUUCGGUUCGAAAUCUCGAUAUUUGUAAAUAAAGAAUCAGAAAUAUCGAUCGAUUGGAACAUCGUGUACGAUAUCCUGUAGCUAUUUCAGAUAUUCGAAAUAGUUUGAGUAAUUGGCGUCGUGGAAUGCGACUCCUCGGGUAACAUGGUAGGUCAGACUCGUAUCCGCGCUGGAAAUCUACCUAUAUCCCAAGUAACGAGUUUCAAUGAGCGGUGCUCUUUAUAUCUAAGAGAAAAUCCCUACUCCUGCGUAGCCUAGGAAUAGUUUACCACUCUUUAAAGUGUUAUUUAAAACCGUCUAAUUCUAGAAUCGUGCCCGCGUGUGCGUCGGGUUCUUCACAUGUACCAGUUGGAAUUUUGUAAUCGUGAUAGACACGAUAAGGUUACGCAAAUUGACCGCUCGAUUCCACAUUGUUCCUUGAAGUACUCCUACAAUUACGUGACCCAUAUGAACGACGGUUACGGAUAAUAUUGUACACCGCCAACGCGAUACAUGUCACUCGUGAUUCUUGAUCGCCGCUUACAGUAACACCUAGAUUUUGUUACUCAAUGUCGCAACGAUACCAAUUACUAGCUUACAUUAGUAUCAACUAACUCGCAACCCUGCACUUAGAAAUAGUUCGAAGGGUAUUGUGUUUCGUCUCCGACGGUUUUGUCACCGUAAUUGGGACAGCAAAACCUGAUAUUUCGUCGUAGCGUGUAUUCUUAGAGUAUCGCGACGGAUGUUCCAUUUUUCGUCGAAUGCGUUCAUAUGCUGAUAAGAAAAAUUACAACACCGACGAUUUCGUAGAAACGCACGAGGACCGACUGUGAGUCGAAGGGGUGAGAUGCGUAGACGAAAAGAGGAAGGUACGCGUUUCGUUCGUUAAAUGACGUUAAAUGAAGUUACGUGGAAAUGAUUUCAAGUACACGCGUCUCGAAGGAGGAGAAGAGCGUUUAACGAACGUAUUCCCAGCGAGUUUAAAAUCUGAUCAUGGUUCGGUGCGAACGAACGUCCACGUUCUCGAUAAAGGCAAAGACACGAUCAAUUACAUUCGCAUAUACCGCCACGAUGAUUUCGAUGCAAACGUAUCUCUGUGUGUGUCCGUGUGCGUACAUUUGGUACAGUGGGGCGCAGUACGUAUCCCCGAAGAAAAGUUGAGGGCGGGGUCGAGUCGAACCAACUGGUAUAAAAUACACGCUAACGGAAAGCGACGACACACAGUUGCCUGAGAAAUAUCGGAACGUCGCGUUAGUAACGUAACAUCGAACAACACCAUGGAUUGCAAAAUUAUUGGUUACUUGGUCGCUUUCCUCUCUGUCGCUCGUGCUGGAAUAAUUGGACCGGGCGCAGGGUUAAUCGCCACACCUGGCGGGGCGACAGUAGCAGCGAUUCCCGCGCCAGCCACCGCCGCACUCGUCAGAACUGAAAAUUACGAUCCGAAUCCUCAGUACAGUUUCAGUUACAGCGUUGCCGAUGCUCUUACAGGUGACAACAAAGCCCAAGAGGAAACUCGUAACGGCGACGUGGUUCAGGGUAGUUACAGUUUAAUCGAGCCAGAUGGUUCGCGUCGAGUGGUCUCGUACGCCGCCGACCCCAUCAACGGUUUCAACGCUGUCGUUCAAAAGGAUCCCAGCAUCACGUUCAAGACCGCGACAGCCGUACGACCGGUUGUCACGUCGCCCUUAAUCGCACGACCAACCGCCGCUGUAGCCGUCCGACCGCAGGCCUCACUGCUCGGUGCACCUCUGUUGAGACAACCACUGAUAGCAGCAGCACCUCCAACAUUAGCCACCACGAACCUAGUCACCGCGAAUACAGGACUAGUCGGUCUCGGCGUGGGACUUGGAUUGAGGCAAGGUUCUCUGUAUGGUACGCAGGCUCUGCUCGCUGGUGCUUACGGCGCCGGAGGCAUCGUUAAAAUACAUUAGACGACUGAACGCGGUGCGAUGUGGCUCGGCUCGGCUCGGCUCGGCUCGAUUCGAUUCGAUUUUAUUUUACUCGGCUCCGUUCCGUUUCUCUCCAUUCUGCUCCGCUUUGAUCCGCGCUUCUCGUGACUGAUCCAGAAACUCUCCGUACACAUUUGGAUACAAAUUGAUCGAAUUGGCGACAGUUUUAUAUCGAUGUCGUGUUGCGUAUCUAUUCCUGUACUCUUCACUAAUUUCGUCAUGUCGUUUCGUCAACUAUCGUUUCCAUCGAUUUAGAUCUACGUAGACUAGACGUUACGCUUUCAUCCCGAACUAGUUUCUUUUUUCAAGCGCGGUAACGACGGAAUACCGAUUACAUCAAUGUAAAAUUAAGGCAUAAUCCCAGAAACGUUACACACACGAAAUCGCAAACAUUUGAACCGGUUAUCGUUUAUCGAUUCUUCCGGUUAUCUCGUUCCCUGUCUUUUCGACUCUAUUCGCACGAUCGAUCGCCGAUCAUCCCGUUUAGCCACAGUUUUCGUCGUCUCUAUUAUUUAGCCGUGUAUCUAACGAAACAGUGCAACGUUUAAUCGCAUUUUUCCAUCUUGAGAUCUGCUUAACGUGCAAACUUAACAAUACCGCGGACAAAUACACGUAUACAAAUAGCCAAUAUGUAGUAUACCUGGAUAUUUUCCAAUAGAUGAUAAAUCUCAUUGGCGAACGAAAAGAUAAAACCGAACGCGACCCUCUAUCAAUCACCGCUUUAACCUCCAAAGAUGGAAAGCGUACAAGAUACACGAGCGACGAAACAUAAGCGCGGAUAUGUACCGAAGGACGUUGUUUCUUUUGUUUGUUUGUUUAUUUUUUUUGCAAACGAGUACGAUUACUGGACGGAGAAUAAACCUAUUACUUAGCAAACAUCCGUUAGAGUUUAAUAGUUCCAUCGACCAUGAAAUAAAACGAGUUAGCCUACUCUUAAGAUAGUUUAACACGUCAGAUGGAAAAGUUUCCCAACGAUUGGUGUUACAGUAAACGGAAAAACGUAUCGACUUUCUCGACCCGGACUGACGACGAUAUUAUCGCCUCGACUUCGAAAAACCGUACACUGUAUACUCGAAAACUAUGGGUACUCGUUGUCGCAUUCGACAGCGGAGCUUUGGAAACGCUGCGAAAACGGCUCAAAUAUUUUCGGUUCACGGUUCACAAGAAUUUUCCCUCGAACGUUAAAGCGUAACGCUGCUGCAAUAUCGUCUGUAUAAAAUUUGUGCAUAUAUGUUAAACUUACGUAAAUUUCCGAGUUACGAUUGAAUCUGGUAACUGGUAAAAAUAAACGUUAAUGGUUUCGACAGGAAAACUUUAAAAGCUCGUACGGUGAAUUUUCAUAACAGUUGCGUUCCAUACAUUUCUUUAUCCUUUGAUUCCAAUCCAGCAUCAUAUACUGCGACGUCCACCGAAUCGUAUAUGUACGCAGGUUAGGUUAUGUCAAAGUCCAUUUGUGUGGAAAGUAAUCCACUUUCCAAUCUAUAAAAGAAAUGAUAAGCGAAACAUUAUGUGCAGCGUAAAAAUGUAAACAAUUAUCCUAUUGUUCUGGUUUUGCGACUCUGUAUUGGCGUCGUUUUGCGUAAGGUGUCAAGGGAUGGUAAGCAUAAAAAAAAAAUGAUUAACCGAACAAAUGUAAAAUAUUUGUUUCAACUUUAUUAAAAUAUUAUUUUUCGAUCACUGAGUAGCGUGUCGUAUAUGAAAAAUGCACACGACAAUCGUAAAAAUAUUACGAAUAAAACGCAAGCGUAACUAAAUUUCGAGAGAAAAUAUCGACCAAAUUUGACGAGGAAACGUCGAUACCGAAACUGAUCCAAGAUUUAUUCGAUAAUAACUGUCAGCAUACUAAUCUUUACGGUGUUUUCUUAUCUAAAUAUUCUUCGAUCGUGCAAGAAAAGCGAGAUAAACAUAGUUAAGUACAUACAUACAUACAUACAUACAUACUUACUUGCAUACAUACAUACAUACACACAUACA
Molecule: messenger RNA, 4033 nt
Organism: Hylaeus volcanicus
Lineage: Eukaryota; Metazoa; Arthropoda; Insecta; Hymenoptera; Colletidae
Product: larval cuticle protein A2B-like
Exons: 4
Coding region: 1388-2041 (217 amino acids)
Cellular component (GO): extracellular matrix
Source: RefSeq, a predicted model, not a curated record